AUCAAAUCCCUAACCUGCCUCGCGUACCUCUAUUCGUUUUUCUCUACACCAAUACAAAGCCACAACCCUCCAAGCAGCGCAGCUCGUCGGCGUUCGUAAACGGAGAUAGAAACCGGUUGUCUGGGUUCUCCUUCAACGUUCUUAGAGCUCGUUUUCAACUCCGAUUCUUUCUCAGCGCAAAGAUGUCUAGCACUAAGAGAAUAGUCCGAGCAUGGAAUGGAAGUGUUGUGGAAUCCAAUUGCAUGGAGGAGUUCUCUGCUGGUGUCUCCCGCUAUGCUAAUGCAAUGGAUGUUAUGGGUGUUUCAUUUCAGAAGUUUUAUAUUGAAUUAGCUGAAGUUGAGUCACGCGCAGUCUCUGCUAAGAAGCGUCCUCGUUCUUUGGAGGGGCGUCUUCGUUCUCUGGAGGAAAGUCUUUGUUCUUUGGAGACGCUUCUUCGAUCCGCGGAUGAGCUUUAUCGUUCUUUUGAGGAGCGUCUUCGUUCCACAGAGGAGUGUCUUCGUUCCACAGAGGAGCUUGCUCGUUCCACAGUGGAGCUUGCUCGUUCUGCGGAGGAGCGUGCUCGUUCUGCGGAGGAACGUGCUCGUUCUGCGGAGGAGCAUGCUCGUUCUGCGGAGGAGCUUGUUAAAACAAUUGAUUCAGAGCUUCUUCAGGUGCAGGCAAAAGUCGGAAAGGCAACACUUUUUUUAAUGCGAGAGCCCAAGUAAUUUAAAAAAUGAACGGAGAGAGGGAGCGACGAUAGGUGUUUAUAUUGUUGAUAUUAUUACUGGUGGGAUUGCUUACUUUUAAUAUUGUUUGUGGAUUGUUUAUUUUUUAUACUGUUUGGGGAUUGCUUAACGUUGAUACUGUUUGGUGAGUAGAUGAAAAAUUAAGAGCAAUAUCUCAUUUUUUUCCCA
Messenger RNA from Hibiscus syriacus, 893 nucleotides. Its product is annotated as putative golgin subfamily A member 6-like protein 19. Bases 183 to 704 code for a protein of 173 amino acids. The record is from RefSeq and is a predicted model, not a curated record. The transcript is spliced from 3 exons. Lineage: Eukaryota; Viridiplantae; Streptophyta; Magnoliopsida; Malvales; Malvaceae.